AUGGGAGUCAAUGUUAAAACGAAAAGGGGAAAGUCGAGAUUGUGCCCGUGCCCGUGCCCCGUGAUGGUAAAUUUGGACCAGUCUUUUCUCUAUGGUGCGACACAUGUGUUUCUUGCUGUAGGUGAAGCCGUCGAAGCACAUGGUCUGAUUGGUCAUGGCACCGCUGAAGAACGCCUGCAAGUCAAUGGGUGUUGUUUGUUUCGCACAUUGGAAUCGGAAUCGAAAUCAGAAUCAAAUAUUUGGAGAGAAGAUGAAAGUGCUUCUCACAUUUUUGCUAGAUGUGCUGAGGUUCUUAAAAUUUGGAAUGCUAUUGGGCUACCAGGUGCUAGUACAAACCAUGGUAAUAAUGUUAUUGAGUGGUUUUUUGGGUAUCUCAAUGUCUUGACUGGUGAACUACUUGCUAAAUUUGUCAUGGCCUGUUGGGCUAUAUGGUGCAGCAGGAAUGAUAGUGUAUGGAAGGGGGUACCUUUUGACAUGCAUGCGUUGUUGAGGAGGGCACUUACGUUUUGGUCGAAUUGGCAGCAAGCAAACUCUCAGGUUUCCACUAACAUGAGAGUUGUUGGUAAUGAUGUUUGGGUUCGGCCAGCACGAGGACGAAUUAAGCUUAACACGGAUGCGGCAAUUGAUACAACAAAUAAUGCUAUGGGUUUGGGAUGGAUUCUACGUGAUGAUGAAGACAAUUUUUUGGCUGCAAAAAAUGUUAGGAUCACUAGUUCCUACACAGUUAGAGAGGCUGAAGCGAUUUGUUUGAGAGAUGCUUUAAGUUGGUUAAAGGAUACUGGUAUGGGUGCUGCAGAUGUGGAGAUGGAUUCCCAGUUAGUUUUUCAUGCUAUUUCCUAUACUUCUUUUUAUUCUACUUUUGGUCUUUUAGUAGAUGAUAUUAAAGAAUUGGCAUCGUCAAUUGAUGAUGUUGAAUUCCGUUUUGUUAAACGAUCUGCGAAUUGUGCCGCCCACACUGUUGCUUGGGAGGCCCUUUCUAUGUCAGGUUGUGGAGAAUGGUUUGACAUUCCUCCUAUUUUCCUUGUAAACUGUCUUUCUCGUGAUUUAAUGCAUUAA
Messenger RNA from Ipomoea triloba (trilobed morning glory), 1056 nucleotides. RefSeq lists its product as uncharacterized. The record is from RefSeq and is a predicted model, not a curated record. Gene Ontology annotation, molecular function: nucleic acid binding; RNA-DNA hybrid ribonuclease activity. Bases 1 to 1056 code for a protein of 351 amino acids. NCBI's taxonomy places the organism in Eukaryota, Viridiplantae, Streptophyta, Magnoliopsida, Solanales, Convolvulaceae. The transcript has 2 exons.